CUUCUCUCUUGUACCAAUAAAGUCACUGUAACUCAGUCAAGCGUCACAGUCACUCUCUCUCUGUCUCUCUCUCUCUCUCUGUCUCCUCCUUCCACCUCCUUCCACCUCCAUGAAGGAGAGGACUCUUGGGUUUCCUUUCUCUUCUUCUCUCAAAAUUUGAAACUUCCAAAACCCAAAAAAAACAAAAACAAAAACAAAAACCUCUCUCAUUUUGUUAAAAACUCCUACAUUUUUUAUUUUCAAACAUCCUUAAUCUCUGUCUUUGCUCAUGGCCAAACCUAGACCUGGGAAAAAGGACUUGGAUGCCUACACCAUCAGAGGCACUACCAAGGUUGUUAGAGCUGGGGAUUGUGUGCUCAUGCGACCAUCGGACACAGGUAAGCCUCCAUACGUGGCACGCAUCGAGAAGAUCGAGUCAGACAAUAGGAACAACAUCAAAGUUCGAGUGAGGUGGUACUAUAGACCUGAGGAAUCGAUCGGAGGGAGGAGACAGUUCCAUGGAGCUAAAGAGCUGUUCCUUUCUGACCACUUUGAUGUUCAGAGUGCUCACACUAUAGAAGGGAAGUGCACGGUUCACACUUUCAAGAACUAUACUAAGCUUGAGAAUGUUGGGGCUGAGGAUUACUAUUGUAGAUUCGAGUAUAAGGCUGCUACUGGGGGGUUUACACCAGACCGUGUGGCUGUGUACUGCAAAUGUGAGAUGCCUUACAACCCGGACGACCUCAUGGUGCAGUGUGAGGGGUGCAAGGACUGGUAUCAUCCUGCUUGUGUGGGCAUGACUAUUGAAGAAGCUAAAAAAUUGGAUCGCUUUGUAUGUUCUGAAUGUUCAUCCGAUGACGAUGUGAAAAAACCCCUGACUGCAUUUUCAGCAUCUCCGGCAGCCGACGGCAAGGUGGAGCCUAAGCGAAGAAAGCGAUGACCACAAUUUGGAGCUUCUGUGAGGAGACAACUCUUGCUGCAGAUUUGGCUCUUUGAUUAUUGUUAUGUGGAAUGUACAGCUUAGACUGGAGACUGUUAUUAAGUAUUUGACUAAUAUAUGUAUCUCUGCUAGGGUUAGAAUAUUAGUCUUCGGUUUUUGUUUUUGUCCAUAAAGAGAUUUCAGUUCAAAUUGUGAUUUUUUAAGAUCACAUUGAACUGAAAACCUUAAGUGAAAAAGAAACUGUGGAUUCUGAUUUUCUAGUAGUAGUAAUUGGUGAUUUCCAUUA
Messenger RNA from Quercus robur (English oak), 1205 nucleotides. RefSeq names its product chromatin remodeling protein EBS-like. The transcript is spliced from 5 exons. The record is from RefSeq and is a predicted model, not a curated record. Lineage: Eukaryota; Viridiplantae; Streptophyta; Magnoliopsida; Fagales; Fagaceae. Gene Ontology annotation, molecular function: chromatin binding. The coding region runs from base 269 to 919 and encodes 216 amino acids.